This is a messenger RNA of Blepharisma stoltei, 2209 nucleotides long. NCBI's taxonomy places the organism in Eukaryota, Ciliophora, Heterotrichea, Heterotrichida, Blepharismidae. The record is from the annotation of a GenBank genome assembly.
AUGGAAAUUCCCAAACUAGAUUUAUCCUGCUCCUGGAUGAAAUUGCUAUUGAGAGAUUAAUUAUUAUAUAGCCCAAGGCCUUUUUUGGAUCGCCCUUGACUAUAUUUUAUAAUAAAAUUAAUUAAAACUGAGCAUAAAUUUUCUCACCAAAACUCAAGAACCAACUGAAUUUAUCAAUGACUCUUCAUUCAAAAAAACGAAAAAAAGGCAAUUCCUUGAUUUCAAAGCCACAUCAGGGCUUCAUAUUCCAGAUCAGCCUCUAAAACUAGCCUCUUCAAAUAAUACAACAAAAGAAGCCCACCAUAGGCACAUGCCAAAAGAUUUUUGUAAAAUUGACACUUUAUCAACAGAAUUUGCUGAAUCCAUUAAUGAUUUUAUAAAAGGAAACUCUCUUGAAAGCCAUCCUGAUCUUAAUAAAAUGAAUAACUUGCUCAAGGAUCCAGCAUCAAGAUCAAUCACAUUAUCUCGGACGUACAAAAAGCCUCCUCCUUACCAAGAUUCUUCAAAAUCAUCAGAAUCCAAAAAGCUUUCUAAGCUUAUUAGGCUAAAGUAGCUUAAAAAUUUAUGUUUUUUACAAAAAUAGAUAUAAAAACACCUAUAAAUAUACCAAUUAAUAUAAAAUAGCAUAAUAUAAAUUCUAUGCUAGAAAAACUUGGUUAUAAUUAUAUUGAAGAAGGCGACUAUGACAAAAUGGCUGAGGUUUUAGCAGACGUGCUUGGGGGAUAUUCAAAGCUAUCCAAACCUUUUACUACAAAAAAUCAAUCCAAAGAUCUUAUUGUCUCAACUGACAGACCAUGGUCAAGAUCAAUUUCUCCAAUCGGCCGAAAAGACGAAGACUUAAAAUUCCCAAUCCCUACAGACCCCAUAGAAAUCUGGGACUCAGCAAAACUCAUUAAUGAAGAAAAAAUUUUUGGUUCCUUUUUAAAGCGAAAAUUCGACCCUGAGUCAGAAUCUGAUGUAAAAAUAAUGGGAAUUAUAGUUUUCUAUGAAGAACAAAUGAAGGUUUAUCAGAAAAUAAUGCGGAAUAGAGAAGAUAUUAUGAUAAAUGAUUCCAAUGAAGAAGCAUGGAAAGAAAAAAUCAAAGGAUUAGAAGAAAAAAUCGAAAUUUUAAAAGAAAACAAUGGCAAGCUCAUUAAUGAAAUAAAUAAUUUAGAAAAAGGCUCUGAGGAGGAAGGAAUAACCCAAAAAAUCUGUGAAAUUUUUUCGUGUAAAUGUGAAGAUUUAAUUAGUAUUGCAGAAGGAUGCCAAGAGAUUUUUGAAAAAUACAAUAAAAUUAACGCAGUUGUGGCUGAUAUUUAUAGUGAAUUUCAUGAAAAAUCAGCUCCAGAUGAUGUUAUUCUAGCCCUUAAAGAAAUUUUGGAAAAGAUAUUUGAUUUAAAAACCCAGAUUUCACAAAAAAACAUUUUUAAGUCACAAAUAAUAAAAACUUUAGAAAUCAAGAAAACAGCCACUGAUUCAGAAAUAAUUCAGUCCUGCAAAUCUCUGCCAUACUUUAAGCAGCUUUUUGACGUAGAAGGAGACGUGAUGAAAGAAAUUGACUCCCUUUUCUUAAUAAUUAAGAAUUUUCAGUCUUUCGCACAGUUCAUACGAAGAGGUUUUGACCUCAGCCAAGACACUUCAAUUACUGAAGUAUUGAAUAUUUUAAGAGAAAAAUUGUAUAAAAUGUCACGAUAAUAAUAAAAUAGCCAAAGAAGAGUAAAUUCUUCAGAGAAAAAAUUUUACCGGCGACGCCAUUUUAUUAUUAUAGGGUUUAGUUUUCCCGGUGGGACCUUACCCAGCAAAAUCAGGUAAGUAAUGGAGAGGGGUGCACAGUCUCCUUGCCUGAUCCUUGGGCGCUUUGUGGGCAUAGGGUUUUACUGCUUGACACUCCCUAGGAAGGAGACCCAAAGGCGGGAAAACGCGCAGGAGUCAAGUUUUGAGCAAGGCAACGCAGCCCAUGAGGUCUGGCAGCCGAUUAGCCGUCACUUGCUUAGGAUGGUCCGUCGGCCCGAUAAAAAGGGUGACGUCGGAAAUGCCCGUUGACGUCACCAAUCGGUAUCUACUGGGGUGAGCCCUCGUGGCUUUGUUAAAUCACCCUGCGGAACCCGGAAGCACGCUAAACACUCUAAGUAAUGCUAAUGUUAAUGUAUACAAUGUCACGAUUUUUAAUAAAAAAUUAAAAAAUAGGUAAAAAAUGCCAAUUUGUUUUACUGCAUUAUAUAACCAAUAA